Messenger RNA from Ramularia collo-cygni, 837 nucleotides. RefSeq lists its product as uncharacterized. The record is from RefSeq and is a predicted model, not a curated record. NCBI's taxonomy places the organism in Eukaryota, Fungi, Ascomycota, Dothideomycetes, Mycosphaerellales, Mycosphaerellaceae. Bases 1 to 837 code for a protein of 278 amino acids. The transcript has a single exon.
AUGCUUUCAACUUCCAUUCUUACCCUCACGGGUCUUAUCAGCAGUGCAACGGCCAUAAUUACCGGAGUAGCUGUACCUUCUACCAUUGCACCCGGCUCGACCGUAUCUCUCACCCUCACCACCGCCAACUAUAUCCAAUCCGUGGCCGACAUUUCCGUGGCUUUCGCUCUCAGCCCAGCCAUCUACCCAGGCUACCUCGGCGCAGAUUUGCUCGGAUCCUUCUAUCUCGGGCCCUCCAAGUCUAACGUCCUCACCAACAUCACCUUCGAUGUUGCUGUCCCUGCCAAUGUCGCCGAUGUCAAGUAUUUGACAGCGAUCAUCACGAGUCUUUACGGGGCCACCCAUGGACCUGUGACGACACAGUACAACGUCCCCAUUACCAUUGGCAAAGACACCAGCGACGAAUUAAGCUCCAGUACCUCUGGUACAAACGUCUGCACAAGCUCUUCAUCAUCCGUGGCGAGAGAUUCUACCUCCUGCUUCCCAUCCGCGACAACAUCCAUCAUUCAGUCCAGCAUAGGAUUCGCGGGUGCUUUGAUCGGAAACAUCGACCACGGAGACAACUCUACCGGACGUCAGAAUCUCGGUCAACUGAAUGGAUACCUUGGAGACCUCUCGCGUGCAAUUGUACCGGGCUGCAGUACCCCACCGGCAUCACCCUGGCCUCCGCUUUCACCGUCGGAUUCCAAAAUUCGCGCGAUUGGGAUGCUGAGACAGGUGCAGGAUGGUUUGAAUGCUUUGCAGGGCGAUGUUCUCGCGUGUGAGGUGGAUUUGGCAAAGAGUGUCUUGUGUCAGGUUCUGGCGAUUGUGAGCGGAGUUGCGCAGUAUUACGUUUGA